Molecule: messenger RNA, 474 nt
Organism: Trametes versicolor FP-101664 SS1
Lineage: Eukaryota; Fungi; Basidiomycota; Agaricomycetes; Polyporales; Polyporaceae
Exons: 3
Coding region: 1-474 (157 amino acids)
Source: RefSeq, a predicted model, not a curated record
AUGCGUAUCUGUGCCCUCUGCUGCGCUGUAGCAGCGCUGGUUUGUAUAGCCAACACUCUGUCUGCUUCUCCUGGCCCUAACGUCGCAAAUUCGCAGGACGAUGCCACAGGCCCAAUCAUGAGCGAAGCCCAGCUCUUCAACUGGCUCGCAACAACCAACGCCACUAUCACCUACGUCGGCCCCCCUCCGACCCUCAACCCGUUCGCGCGACUUUCUGCGCAAAGCACGAUGGUCGUCUACUGUAGCACGCGCCUCGGGCCCCUCUGCCUCGGCGAGUGCACGGUAUACAACGGCGGCGCGGAGUGCGUCGACACCCCACACACCGAAUGCAUGGCCGCGACGAAGAACGUCGGGUACUGUGACAAGAAGGGGUGCAACGGGAACUGCAACGAGCUCGCGGCGUGCGGGACGGAGUUGAUUGGUGGUUUCUGCUAUACAUAUGGCACGAAGUCGAUCGUCAUCUCGACUCUGUAA